Molecule: messenger RNA, 645 nt
Organism: Hirsutella rhossiliensis
Lineage: Eukaryota; Fungi; Ascomycota; Sordariomycetes; Hypocreales; Ophiocordycipitaceae
Product: emp24/gp25L/p24 family/GOLD domain-containing protein
Exons: 4
Coding region: 1-645 (214 amino acids)
Biological process (GO): protein retention in ER lumen; intracellular protein transport; Golgi organization
Cellular component (GO): Golgi apparatus; endoplasmic reticulum; COPII-coated ER to Golgi transport vesicle
Source: RefSeq, a predicted model, not a curated record
AUGAGAUUGCCUACGAUAGCAGCGGGCGUCGUCGCCUGCAUGGCCAUGGUCGCCAGCGCCGCCGCUGCCACGGCGUUGACCUACAAGCUGGUCGCAGGCGAGAAGGCCUGCUUCUACACGGAAACGACGAGGGACAACGAGAAGGUGGCAUUUUACUUUGCUGUUCAAUCAGGCGGCUCUUUCGACGUCGACUAUGCUGUCGAGGGACCGGGCUCCCGCGUCAUUCUCCAAGGCGAGAAGGAGCGCCAAGGCGACUUUGUCUUUACGGCGCAACACAUUGGCGAAUACUCAUUUUGCUUCGACAAUGAAAUGAGCACCUUUACCGACAAGCUUGUCGACUUCGAGAUUUCGAGCGAGCACGAGACGCGAUCUGCGCAGCUGCCGUCCAAGCAGGGCACCUCGCCUGAGCAGACAUCGGUCCUGGAAGAGUCCAUCUUUAAGAUUUCUGGGCAGCUAUCGACCAUCUCGCGAAGUCAAAAAUACUUUCGAACUCGCGAGAACCGUAACUUUAGCACUGUCAACAGCACGGAGAAGCGUAUUGUCAACUUUAGCAUGAUCCAAAUUGGGCUCAUUGUGUGCAUGGGCGCUCUGCAGGUGUUUGUGGUCAGGUUCUUUUUCCAGGGCGCACGCAAAGGCUACGUAUGA